Messenger RNA from Ceutorhynchus assimilis (cabbage seed weevil), 1386 nucleotides. NCBI's taxonomy places the organism in Eukaryota, Metazoa, Arthropoda, Insecta, Coleoptera, Curculionidae. The record is from the annotation of a GenBank genome assembly.
AUGCCGAAUUUUCUUUACGUGUUCGAACUGCUGAGAUCGUGGCGACUAGACGCCGACAUUGAAUUAACGAGAACCUCGACUCCUAUUAUAACAGUACUACCAGUGAAUCUGAUAGAAACUCCCGCAAAAGAAUCAAAAAGUGUCUUAGAUAAUGACAAAAAUGUAGAUAGUUUGAAGAAGAAACAGGAUAAAGUCGAGUUGGAGAACAAGAAAAAUAUUGUUCCUUAUGAUAAUGAUACAAAGAUGGAGUCUAAGAAAACGGAAGAAAGUAGGAAGAAACCAUUUAUGGGUUGGAUGAUGAACCUGUUUCGCUCUCUGGUAAGCGCCUAUGGAGCAGACAGCGAGCGCCAAGGGAUGCUGCCCUCUGACGCGGAAAAGGGCAAAGAUGGGGGCUGUAGCGACACCGUUUGUUCGAUCGCCGCGAGCCCUUACAGAAUCCUUAGGGCUGCCGAAAGCGGUAACCUAGACAUGUUCCAGAAGCUCUACGUCCAGGACCCGACGCGUUUAUCAAUUCGCGAUCCGCGUGGACGCACCACGGCCCAUCAAGCAGCCGCAAGAAACCGAAUAAACAUCCUUCAUUUCAUUACGCAACAAGGAGGAGAUUUGAAUGCUCAAGAUAAUGCUGGCAACACGCCUCUACAUGUCGCAGUGGAAUCGGAAGCUUUGGACGCUGUGGAUUAUUUAUUAGCGCUUGGUGUGAAAUCAGACAUUUUAAAUGAGAAGAAACAAGCUCCGGUUCACCUGGCAACGGAGCUUAGCAAAAUCACCGUGCUCGGAACAAUGGCAAAAUACAGAGACAAAAUUGACAUUCAACAAGGUGGAGAACACGGAAGAACGGCUUUACACAUAGCCGCUAUUUACGAUCAUGACGCCUGUGCUAGGAUUCUGCAAGAUAUGGAGAACUAUAUGGAAUGGAAAAUGAUGGGUGUUCAAAAAAGAAUGAAAAAAAAUGUAGUUCCGCAUAUUUUUUCUUGCCAAGAAGAUAGAAAGCGGACUUGUCCGCAACCUGAGCAAAUGACGGCUGUAAAAAGGGCAAGGCACAGUAUCAUCCAAGAUAAUUUAUGCGAAGCUAGUACUUCCAGAUCUAAUUUACCCAAAGACUUGCCCACUCAACAAGAAAUCCCUCCUGAAGUCUCACAUAUUGAAGAAAAUUUGGAUAUGCAACGUACUGUAGGAGUACAAGUGAACCUACGGAAAAACUUUCGAAGUAAAUAUAUCCAAUGCAAUAUUCAUCCAAUAACAACGUGUAAAGGUUCUUCACCUAUUAAAAAUUUAACUACAAAUGUUGCUUUAUCCCCGAUUAAGUUACCAAGUGUGAAAAGACUAAGUUUGAGUCCUUUAGAAAAUUCAGAAUCAACUGUCUCGGAAUUUAAAACAGAAAGCUAA